This is a messenger RNA of Stegodyphus dumicola, 1902 nucleotides long. It is a transcript of the gene hop, whose product is annotated as tyrosine-protein kinase hopscotch. The record is from RefSeq and is a predicted model, not a curated record. NCBI's taxonomy places the organism in Eukaryota, Metazoa, Arthropoda, Arachnida, Araneae, Eresidae. Gene Ontology annotation, biological process: cell surface receptor signaling pathway via JAK-STAT; protein phosphorylation; intracellular signal transduction. Gene Ontology annotation, cellular component: cytoskeleton; cytosol. Gene Ontology annotation, molecular function: ATP binding; non-membrane spanning protein tyrosine kinase activity; cytokine receptor binding.
UAUACACUGGAUUCCACCAGAAUGCUACAAUGAUUAUUCCCGUGCUGCUAGUUCAACUGCUGCAGAUGUUUAUGCUUUUGGUACCACUUUAUGGGAAAUAUUUUCAUAUGGUGCUAAACCAUUCAGCAAUCUGUCACCAAAAGAGGCCAAAGAAUUAUAUCAGAAAGGGAGCUCAUUGGGCUCCCCUCCGGGCUGUCAUAAAGAAAUUGAAAAAUUAAUAUUUGAAUGUUGGAUUGUUGAUCAAGAUAGCCGUAAACGUCCACAAGCUAUUGUCCGAGAUGUUAACCAAAUUUUAUAUGAAGUAUAUAAUUCAAGAAGGAGUCAUUCAUAUGCCAUCAUUGAUCCUACUGUAACUCCAGUUGUUCGUGGUGAGUCAAUGGUUAAACCACCUACACUUCCUGCUAGUAGACCACCUAAGGAUUCUAAAGAACCUGGUCUGAGUUUAUUAAAGAAUGUAUUUAAAUGGCAAGCUCCAGUUUCCACAGGAAAUUUUGCUUAUAAUUCACUAUCACAGUCAACAAUGAAUGGAUCUAGUGGACAGUCUGCAUGUACCUUUCUAACUGACAUUGACAGAGAAUCACCUGUGGUACCAGUUAACAGUUUAGAUUCAAUUUGUGAAAGCGAAACUGAUCCUGCUCCUGACACAAAUAAUACAAAUUCAGGGGAUCUGUCAUGGGUCAUUGAUAAAGAACAGUUAACUAUCAAAGGAACACUUGGACAAGGUUUUUAUGGAGAAGUUUUAAAAGCUACUUUGACACACUGCAGUGGAUUAACUUCUGAAGAAGUGGCAGUGAAAAGGAUUCGGAUGACUAAUCAGUCACUAGAAUGCUUUACUGAUUUGAAAAGAGAAAUAGAGAUAAUGAAAAACUUGCGACAUAAGAAUAUUGUAGAAAUUAAAGGUCUUGUUGAAGAUCCUGAGACCAUGCUGGUUAUGGAGUACUUGGAGUUAGGCAGCCUUUUAGCCUAUUUGCAGUACCGCAAAAAUAAAUUAAACUGUUCUCAUCUUUUGAAAUUUGCUGCUGAUGUUGCUGAGGGCAUGGAGUAUCUUGAGAAAAAGCAUAUUGUUCACAGAGAUUUGGCAGCAAGAAAUAUUUUGGUAGCAUCUGAAAAGCAUGUAAAAAUUAGUGAUUUUGGCCUAGCUCAAUUUACAGAAGAUCAUUAUUACCGAAUGAGAACUGAAAGAAAUUUACCAAUUCGAUGGUAUGCACUUGAAAGCAUCAGUGAAGGCAAAUUCUCUCAUAAAUCAGAUGUAUGGAGUUAUGGAAUUACAUUAUGGGAAAUGUUUUCUUAUGGUGAGAAUCCAGAAAUACCUGGUGUUCCUGAUACUGCUUUAAAUGAAGCUCUGCAACAAGGUCAUCGUCUAGGCAUUCCACCUGGCUGUCCAGCUCUUGUUUAUUCAUUGAUGAGAACAUGCUGGGAAAAAGAUUCUCAUGAAAGACCAUCAUUUUCAGAAAUCAUCAGGUUAUUGCAGAAUUUGCACUCUGAAUUAUGCCCUUGAAACAAAGAUUUUAUUUGCUGAGUUUAACAGUAGCUUCAAAUAAACUGUUGCCAAAAGGUGUGGUUGUGCAAAUGUAAGCAUGGCAAAUUACAUUCAGAAAUGUGAUAUUUGUAGAGUGUUUUCAAUACUGUUUGUUUUGCAAGUUCCUAAAUGAUAUUUAAAAGUCUGAAACUAAUUUGUGUCAAUUUGAUAGGCAUGAAGAUGUGUUUCAGAUUGGUGAUUCAAAGUGUAAAUAAUCUCUGAUUGUUUUUGAUGGAAAUAUUAACUAGAGAAUGAUUUCAUUCCUUCAAAUACUACAGUCAAAAGUCUUUAAUCCGGACUCGUCGGGACUUCGGCGAUUCCGGAUUAUAGAUCAUCAGUUUAAAUCUGGUAAGAUGGCAUGCAGAAAUUAUAAAAUUAAAAAU